This is a messenger RNA of Cottoperca gobio, 2020 nucleotides long. RefSeq names its product SRY-box transcription factor 21b (gene sox21b). Bases 229 to 963 code for a protein of 244 amino acids. Gene Ontology annotation, cellular component: nucleus. Gene Ontology annotation, molecular function: RNA polymerase II cis-regulatory region sequence-specific DNA binding; DNA-binding transcription activator activity, RNA polymerase II-specific. The transcript is spliced from 2 exons. The record is from RefSeq and is a predicted model, not a curated record. Gene Ontology annotation, biological process: brain development; neuron differentiation; negative regulation of transcription by RNA polymerase II. Lineage: Eukaryota; Metazoa; Chordata; Actinopteri; Perciformes; Bovichtidae.
UCUCAUCCACUUGCGUAAACGCAGCUGCUGUGUGCUGGUUGAAAGUCUCAAGCGACAAGAGGAAAGCAAGACGUUUUCUUUUUCUUCUCUUCUUUGCUAAAGGCGUGGAUGCCACCAUGGAGCAGAAAACAUAAAUUGAGCUUUCAUAAGGACGCUGCCACUUGUACUUUACUGAAGAUAUUCAUCGGAGGGAUGAAGAACUGAAGUCUAAAGAGAGUUUGUGCCAACAUGUCUAAACCAAUGGAUCACGUCAAACGCCCGAUGAAUGCUUUCAUGGUUUGGUCCAGAGCCCAGCGCAGAAAAAUGGCUCAGGAGAACCCGAAAAUGCACAACUCCGAGAUCAGCAAGAGAUUAGGAGCGGAGUGGAAACUUCUCACCGAGUCUGAGAAAAGGCCAUUCAUCGACGAAGCUAAACGACUGCGAGCGAUGCACAUGAAGGAACACCCAGACUAUAAAUACAGACCGAGGCGGAAGCCCAAGACUCUGAUGAAAAAAGAUAAGUUCUCUUUCCCCGUGCCCUACAAUCUCGGGGAGCACGACGCACUCAAAGUUAACGGGCUUUCUGGACCACUUUCCGAGUCCAUCCUCGGGCACCCCGACAAAGUAGCUGCGGCUGCGGCUGCCGCAGCGGCGAGGGUAUUCUUCAACCCGUCCAUGACGAACCCCUAUUCCUUUUUCGACCUGGGAUCCAAGAUGACUGAGCUUUCCCCACAUUCAUUUCCGUACGCGUCUCCGUUGGGCUACCCGCACGGAGGCUCCGCGGCUUUCGGGACUGGAGUUGGUGGAGGGACACACACCCACACUCACACACACCCGUCCCCGGGAAACCCAGGCUACAUGAUCCCUUGUAACUGUACGGGCUGGCCCUCAGCAGGACUUCAGCCGCCCUUAGCAUACAUCCUGCUCCCCGGGAUGGGAAAACCUCAACUUGAACCGUACUCUGCAUAUGCUGCAGCAUUAUGAUAAGGCCCGCUUUGGACUUCUGAGAAAAUGAAAUGUGAAAACAAAAACAAACAAACAAAAAAAAAGCUAUUCAUGCAAGAGUUUUAUUAUGCAUGCACAAACCUUGUACAUGUGAUGAAGUGCUCGUCGUCUCAGAUAUCACAUGUGUAUGUAUAUUGAUUACUGCCUUUAUCUAAGGUACUGCUUAUUUAGAGAACUCUCUAAUCUAUUAUUACCCAGUCAUCACCUCUCACAGUCCAGAGGGGAAGGACUAACGGAUGGCAGGAAUGCACACAUUUGAGGAAAAGGUAUCAGAGCAUUUUGUGAAAACCCAUUUUGAAAAGGUACACUAUUCGAUUUCUAUCUUUUGCAAGUUGCACCUGCUUUGACUAACCUGUUGGAAUCAAGGGCAGCAUAUACAAUGACCAUAUUAAUCACAGGAUUUCCUCUCAGAUAAGUUGCUGUGGGUUGUAAUUCAUGGAUCAGGGAGGAUUUAUCACAGCAUUUCUCCCCUCUUGAAUGACUGUAAAUGUGUACAGAUAAAAAUGACUCUAGUUUAUUUGCCGUUAUAGGCUUAGUGUUUGAGAUAGGGCCAGGAACUUACGCAUUUCACUAGAAAUGCGGUGUAUAUUUUGAGUUUUUAAACCGUUUUAUAGAUGUCUGUAAUAUUUAUUGUUUAGUGGAAUUUAUGGUGACCCAGACAAUUUUAAAAAGGACAAGACUAGUUCUGUAAUAUUUGCACAUGAAACGUAGAGGAUGUAAUUUAUUUUCAAGGGGAUAUUCGAUUUCAGUGGGUUUGAUUCAUCGAACCGUGUUUCCCUCCAAACUGUACAAAAAAAGUUCCAAUUUAAAUGCAGGUGGAAGUUUAUUCAAGGGGUUUAUCAUUUCUUGAUCCAUAACCCUCCCACUCCUCGUAUCAUGUGCAGCAGAAAAAAACGUUUUUAACUAACUCUUAUGGAAUUUGUAUGUUUUGUGUUUUCUUUAACCUCCGUUAUGUACUUCAACCUAUUGCUACUGUUCACUUGUUGAGCAAAGGACUACAAUAAAGCCUAUUCGGAUUAAACGGAAGGGAAUCGCA